AUGGCACCCGACGACGACACAAACCGCAACCAAACACCCUCGAAUAGCAACACUUCCCCUCGGAGUACCCGGCAAUGGCCGGAUGACGAUAACCCCUUCGUUGCAUUCCGCCGCUACGCAGACGAGCAGAUCUCCUCCAUGCUGCAAUCCAUCAUGGGCCUCCCAUCAAUGGUCACUCCACCAGUACCAAACCGAUGGAGCAUCUUCGCAGAUGACUCUUACGACAAUGUGCGUGCGAGACGACCCGAGGAAAACAGUAACCCGGAAGAUGGCGCAUUGUCCAGACAAGGCGAUUCUCUCGAUGCGUACCGCUACUGCAACCGCUGGUGGAACGGAUUUGUUGGGUUCCCGGGUUUCUGGCGGUCUGAUUUCGAUGAUGUUUUCCCGUUUGGGUCCCGGUUUAUGCUUCCGUUUUUUACCUCGUUUGAUGAGGGAUUCGAUGAUACUGCCUCUUGGCCCGGGGCAUACCUGCUAUUUAGUCCGUACUCGCCGUUGAAUCUGGAGGGUUCUUCUCUGGGAGGGCAGCAUGAGGGCGGUGUUUUCUCCUCGCUCGUGUCGUCUUUGAGGCCUGGCUGCAAUAGGGGUGCUGUGGAAAACAACGCCGAACCCCGCUGGCACGAGGCGUUCGAGGAUCUUGUGCGAUUGGAGAAUGGACAACAGAUGCUGGAAUGGGAGUCUGAGGCCGAUGCAGUGAGCAAGAAGGAGACUGGGAUGGACUGGUUGAAAGGAAUGAUUCAACGGGGCAGUCUGGGUGACGGAUGGGAGUGGCAGCAGGCAGACGAUAACCCUAAUAAUGGAUAUGUCAUGCUCGAACGGGGCCAGCUCCCUCGUCCGUCUGAGCGGGGUGCUGAGACUGAGAAUGUGAAGAAGGAUGAUAUAGGCCUAACUAAGCAGGAUCUGUAUGAGCAUUUCCUGGAAGGCCUUGAGAGACGCGAGCGCGAGUUCUCCAGGAUUUUUGAUGAAAGUCGUACCUUGCGCUUCCUUUUGGGAGACCCUCGACGCAAAGAGGAGCUUCUUGAACGUCAGCGCAGACUCCCAGAGGAGGCUGACAACCGGACCGUGACUGGCGAAACCAACAAGACCCAUGCCUCAGAGCUCUCUCAACCCCUCUCGACAGAACAAGCCAAAACCGAACCCCGUGUGGUCUCCACGCACACAAACACAAGGCGAAACCGCAUGGCCGACGGAUCCAUCCACACAAAGACCGUCAAGACGCAACGUUUCUCCGACGGACACGAAGAAACCAACGAGUCCAUCGAUGUUGCUAACUCGCCCGAGCAACGUUCCACCGCUGACCAGAGCGGUGAACAGAGCUCCAACGAGGGCUGGUUCUGGCGGUGA
Messenger RNA from Aspergillus glaucus CBS 516.65, 1341 nucleotides. RefSeq lists its product as uncharacterized. The transcript has a single exon. Bases 1 to 1341 code for a protein of 446 amino acids. The record is from RefSeq and is a predicted model, not a curated record. Lineage: Eukaryota; Fungi; Ascomycota; Eurotiomycetes; Eurotiales; Aspergillaceae.